Molecule: messenger RNA, 474 nt
Organism: Elephantulus edwardii (Cape elephant shrew)
Lineage: Eukaryota; Metazoa; Chordata; Mammalia; Macroscelidea; Macroscelididae
Gene: LRMDA
Product: chromosome unknown open reading frame, human C10orf11
Exons: 5
Coding region: 1-474 (157 amino acids)
Biological process (GO): melanocyte differentiation
Molecular function (GO): protein binding
Source: RefSeq, a predicted model, not a curated record
AUGCGGUCACUGGAAGGACUGAGCGCGUUCAGCAGCCUGGAGGAACUCAUCCUGGACAACAAUCUGCUCACAGAUGACCUCAGGUUGCCAGGGUUACCCAGGCUCCAUACCUUAACCCUCAACAAGAACCAAAUCACUGACUUGGAGUGUCUGCUUGAUCACCUGGCAGAAGUGACACCAGCACUGGAAUACCUCAGCCUGCUUGGUAAUGUGGCAUGCCCCAAUGAGCUAGUCAGCUUGGAAAAGGAUGAAGAAGACUAUAAGAGAUACAGGUGCUUUGUUCUGCACAAGCUACCCAACUUGAAGUUUCUGGAUGCCCAGAAAGUAACCAGUCGAGAACGGGAGGAGGCAUUGGUCAGAGGGGCGUUCAUGAAGGUGGUGAAACCCAAGCCCAACCUCUAUGUCCUACAUCGUUGUGUAUCCUUUACAGAGGAGAUGAGUAUUUCUCCUGUUGUCAUUGACAUUGGCCUGUGA